CGGGCCGCAACUUCAACCAAACACCUCUCUCAAGCCCCUUUCCGUCCAACACCCUUCCGUACCGAAACGAGGAAUUUGCGACCAAAAUGGCCGACUUCGAGGAUAAGGGAUCGAAGCGCCUGAGUGCCGACAGAGAAGGAAGCAGGAAGAAGGUCAAGAAGGAGGAAGAGGACGAGUCAAAGUACAACCCCUACUUGGCGCAUAUGAAGGAGGAGAACGGCGUCAAGUCCGAGGAGGGCACCAUUGAUGCCAGCUCACCAUUUUACGGUUUCAAGCAACGCGCCACAACAUCGAAGCAGCACGAGAAGAUCGAAGACCUCGAAGACAACGCCUUCACCGGUCGCCCUCACUCACAAAAGUACUUCCAGAUCCUAGAAGCGCGUCGCGAUCUUCCCGUCACGAAGCAGAGAGAAGAGUUCCUCGAGAAGUACCACUCUACCCAAAUCCUCGUCUUCGUCGGUGAGACCGGUUCCGGAAAGACGACCCAGAUCCCCCAAUAUGUCGUGUUUGACGAGCUCCCUCAGCUCAACCGCAAGAUGGUCGCCUGCACUCAGCCACGUCGUGUUGCCGCCAUGUCCGUCGCACAGCGUGUUGCCGACGAGAUGGACGUUAGUCUUGGCGAGGAGGUCGGAUACAGCAUUCGUUUCGAGGACAGAACCAGCCCCAACACGAUCCUCAAGUACAUGACCGACGGUAUGCUUCUCCGAGAAGCUAUCCACGACCACGAGAUGUCGCGCUACAGCUGUAUCAUUCUCGACGAGGCCCACGAGCGUACUCUCGCCACCGAUAUCCUGAUGGCCCUGCUCAAGCAGAUCGCCGCCCGCCGCCCCGACCUCAAGAUCGUGGUCAUGUCCGCCACCCUCGAUGCGCAAAAGUUCCAGCGCUACUUCAACGAUGCGCCGCUUCUCGCCGUUCCCGGUCGUACCCACCCCGUCGAGAUCUUCUACACCCCCGAGCCCGAGAGGGACUAUGUCGAGGCUGCCAUUCGAACAGUAUUGCAGAUCCAUGCCUCUGAAGGAGAGGGCGAUAUUCUACUGUUCUUGACCGGUGAAGAGGAGAUUGAGGAUGCCUGCCGGAAGAUCAACCUCGAGGCCGACGAGAUGACACGAGAAAUCGACGCGGGCCCGUUGGUGGUUUACCCGCUCUACGGUACUCUGCCACCGCACCAGCAGCAGAAGAUUUUCGACAAGGCUCCGGCUCCGUACAAGAAGGGCGGCCGGCCAGGACGCAAGGUCAUCGUGGCAACCAACAUUGCCGAGACGUCUUUGACCAUUGACGGUAUUGUCUACGUUGUCGAUCCCGGCUUCAGCAAGCAAAAGAUCUACAACCCGCGAAUCCGUGUCGAGUCUCUCUUGGUCUCUCCCAUCUCCAAGGCCUCCGCCCAGCAGCGUGCCGGUCGUGCUGGUCGUACAAAGCCCGGAAAGUGCUUCCGUCUCUACACCGAGCAGGCGUUCAAGAAGGAGCUCAUCGAGCAGACACAUCCCGAGAUUCUGCGUUCCAACUUGGCCAACACGGUUCUGGAACUGAAGAAGCUUGGUGUCCAGGAUCUCGUUCACUUCGAUCUCAUGGACCCUCCUGCGCCGGAGACCAUGAUGCGUGCCCUUGAGGAGCUGAACUACCUCGCCUGCCUUGACGAUGAUGGCGAGCUGACCACCCUCGGAAGUCUCGCCUCCGAGUUCCCCUUGGACCCGGCUUUGGCAGUCAUGCUUAUCUCCUCGCCCGAAUUCUACUGCUCCAACGAGAUUCUGUCCAUCGUCUCUCUCCUCUCUAUCCCUCAGAUCUGGGUCCGCCCCGCCGCUCAGCGUAAGCGUGCCGACGAGAUGAAGGCGCAGUUCUCGCACCCUGAGGGUGAUCAUCUCACGCUCCUCAACGCCUACCACGCCUUCAAGGGCACGGCAAACCAGCCCGACGUGGACCCCAAGAGGUGGUGUCACGAGCACUUCCUCUCCUUCCGUCACCUCAGCAGUGCCGACAACGUUCGUGCGCAGCUGAAGCGCAUCAUGGAGAAGUCUGACCUCGAGCUCGUGUCGACCCCCUUUGAGGACAAGAACUACUACACCAACAUCCGGCGUGCGCUCCUUUCGGGCUUCUUCAUGCAGGUUGCCAUGAGGGAGAGCUCCGGCAAGGUUUACCGUACCAUCAAGGACGAUCAGGCUGUCAUGAUGCACCCCUCCACGGUCCUCAAGACCGACUACGAAUGGGUCCUUUACAACGAAUUCGUCCUCACCUCCAAGCAGUACAUUCGUACAUGCACCGGAAUCAGGCCAGAGUGGCUACUUGAAAUCGCACCCGUCUACUACGACAUUGACACGUUCGACGACGGAAUCGUCAAGACCGCGCUGACCCGGGCCUCGGAGAAGAAGCGCAGAAAGGAGGCCAUGAAGAAUGGUCGGUGAGCAGCCAGCGUGCGCGCGCGCGCGCGGUCAUGCACUCCGCUCGAUUCGAGCGCAGAAACGGCAAACCCAAGUCCCAAAGAGCUCAAUUCUCACAAUCUUACACCCACCACCACCCACUUACCUACCCCUACCUUUUUCGCCAAGGUUGCGAUUACGCUAAGGCCCUGGGGACCUAAUGAAGAGAAAAACUCAGAGUGAUCCGAUUUUGGGAUUUUGGAGGCCCGAAAGCCCCCCCCUUCCCCCAGUUCGAUCGUGAUUUUUUGGCGAGGGUCGCCUCCAUCGCGGCGGGGGCACCGGCCUACCGGACCAGGGGGGUGCGUGUGUUGUUCGAAAGCCUCCCUUUUGGGGCUCAGUUUUUCGGUUGUGAUGGGGAGAAAUUCUCCCCCGUUUUGCGACUACGAACUUCAGCAAUUUUUUUCUUCUUGUUGUCGUUACACAGCCUGGGACCAGGGCACACGGCGGGCAAAUCACUUUGGAGAAGAUGUCAUGGUCGGUCGCUCUUCUCCAACCCGACGAUCCGACAUUGAAGAGACGUGUGUGGGCGGGCUUGGCAGGGGCUCAUUGGGACCGGAAUUUUUUAUUAUUGUUUUCUUUCAUGGUGGUAUGGCGUCCCAGGUAUGACAAAAGAGAAGCAUCAUCAACGGCACAUAGUGAUCGUGUGUGCCCAAAUAGAAGACCACAUUUUCUUGUUCCCUCCACUCGGCAGCAGUAGCAUCUUGCUCGUUGUGUCUGUCUCUCUGUCGUCUGUCCCCGCCUCAUGUCACCCCCCUCUCGGUCCCCUCCCCUCCCUGCCCCCUCUGAUCUUUGCAACCCAUCCAUCUUUACGAGCCAAAAUUAUCCAUGGGUUGUAUGUAGUCCCGGCAGAUGGGUGCAGAUGCAGAACAUGACGGAUGUAGCCGGGUAUCGAAAAGGAGGGGAGGUGGAUGGGAGGAGCCCACUUUCGCGAAAUGCAGCAGCAUUGCGUCUGUGUGUGUGAGAGAGAGAUGGGCCGUGUGAUCAAGGGUGGAUUCCAUGUGUGUGUGCUCUGAAUCCAGCAUUGCCAGCAUCAUUGCUCUCAGCAUUUUUUGGGUAUAAUUGCAUGAACAAGGGUGUGGUGGUUGAAAGAGAGUCAGAGCAGGUCCAGACUCCAAGCUCCAAACGGC
This is a messenger RNA of Colletotrichum scovillei, 3538 nucleotides long. Its product is annotated as helicase associated domain-containing protein. The transcript has 3 exons. Bases 87 to 2396 code for a protein of 769 amino acids. Gene Ontology annotation, molecular function: RNA binding; RNA helicase activity; ATP binding. Gene Ontology annotation, cellular component: intracellular anatomical structure; spliceosomal complex. The record is from RefSeq and is a predicted model, not a curated record. Lineage: Eukaryota; Fungi; Ascomycota; Sordariomycetes; Glomerellales; Glomerellaceae.